AUGGGCCAAGUAGUUGGAUCGGAGAAAAUUGUUGCAACCCACAACUUAACACCAUCUCUAAAGCUUGAGACUCAGAGAGGGGAAAUGGAGUAUGUCGGGAGAAAGGUGAAGAAAGAGUUUGAAGGUCACGGUACAUUCUUCGGUUCUGUCGAAUCAUACGACGCUUCAACUAGGUUUUUCAAGAUCGUGUACGAGGACGGCGAUUUUGAGGAAUUGGACUUGACUGAAAUUAGUUCUCUAUUGGUGUCUCCCGAGGGACUGGAGUCGGCUCGGGAAGCGCAGCCAUCCCCCGUGGAGGAGCCCACCAGAAGGCUUGUUCGCAAGCGGAGGAAGCGGAGCCAUAUGAAUACAGGUAAAAUUGGUAUUUCAGUAAUUGAGAGUGGCGCUUCUGGUAAUUCUGGGGAAAUGGAAUUAAAUGCGGUUGGUUUGAAUUCGAAUAAAGGGUUGGAUUUAAAUGAUGAUGGGUUUAAUAAUUUAAAUGAUGAUUAUGGGGGGACUUUGGAUGAUAAUCGCGAUGGUGGUGGGGCUAAGCUGCAAGGUGUGGAUUUGAAUGAAGCUGUGAAUUUGGAAUUGAGGGAUGAGGGUAUGGGUUUCAGUGAAAGGGUUUCAGAUGACACGAAGGGGAAAAGAAAAGAAUUAAUUGAUUUAAAUUUGGAUGUAAAUGAAGAUUCUGAGAAUUUUAGUCCCGAUGCAAAAAGGGUUUGUUUUGACUUGAAUUUAGGGUUAUCAGAGAAUGAGAUUAAGAAUCCGGCUAAUUUCCUGGGACAGUUUGAGAAAAAUGAAAAAUUAUGUGCAGAAGAAGAGAAGCUGGAGGGGGAAGAGAUUGGUGGGGAAAAUAAGGGUAUUUUAUUUAGUGUGAAGGUUGAAAAUGGGAAUGUGAAUCUAAAUUUAGAAAAAAAAGGAGAAUCAGUGGAAAACUGUGCUGGCAGAGCUGAUUAUGAAAAUGAGGUUCCAGUGAGUGCGCAAAGGGGCAGAAAGGGUAGGAAGCGAAGAGAGGUAUUGGAUAACAAUGCUAACUUGGCUGUGCCAGAGAUGGUAAACAUGGAUGGGGAAAAUGAGAAUGUGAAUAUAAAUUCAAAGAACAACAACAAAACCCCACGAGAAAGUGGUAGUGGAGUACUUGAUUAUGAUAACCAAGUUCCUGGAAGUGAGCCAGGAGGAAGAAGAGGUAGGAAGAGAAGAGAUGUAUCUGAUAAUAAUAUUACAUCUGCUACGCCAGAAACAGGAUUGAGAAGGAGCAACCGCAGAGUGAAAAGGGAUUCAUUUUCUGGUCAAGAUCACAUUUUCAAUACAGCAGGGUUAGACAGAGUCACUGAUCAGUUGUCCUCUCCAGCUAUUAGCUCAGUUUGCGAGGAAAAGAUCAAAGCGUUGGGUUGUGAAAAAUCUGAGGAAAACGUUCUUCCGCCAAAGGUGGAGUUGCCACCUUCUUCCAGGAAUUUGGAUUUAAAUGGAGUUCCUGCAUUUAACAUUCUUUCUGUUUAUGCAUUCUUGAGGUCUUUCAGUGUUUCGCUGUUUCUAUGCCCCUUUGAGCUGGAUGAUUUUGUGGCAUCUGUGAAAUGUAACUAUUCUACAUUAUUGUUUGAUUCCAUUCAUGUUUCCCUUUUGCAAACAUUACGGAAGCAUUUGGUGUUGCUGUCCAAUGAAGGUGAUCUGUCCUCAUCUAAUUGUCUCAGGUCUCUUAAUUGGGAUUUGCUAGACUUGAUCACAUGGCCCAUGUUUGCGGUUGAGUAUCUGUUACUGUACAGUUCUGAAUACAUACCUGGUUUUGAUCUGUGUCACUUGAAGCUUUCUCAGAGUGACUAUUACAAACUACCUGUAUCGACGAAGAUUGAGAUACUGCAGCGCCUUUGUGAUGAUGCGAUGGAAGUAGAAUCCAUCAGGUUAGAGAUAAAUAGAAGGACACUGGCAACAGAACGCCAAGUGGAUUUUGUUCGGACUAUGAAGUCUGACAGCUCCAAGAAAAGAAAGGCUAUGAUGGAUGUUGCUACCAAUUCUUGCAUCACAGAGGAGGAUGGUGAAGAAACUGCAGAUUGGAACAGUGAUGAAUGCUGCCUAUGUAAGAUGGAUGGAAACUUAAUAUGUUGUGACGGUUGUCCUGCAGCAUUUCAUUCCAGGUGCGUAGGAGUUGUCAGCAGCCUGUUGCCAGAGGGGGAUUGGUAUUGCCCCGAAUGUGCAAUUAACAAGGAUAAGCCUUGGAUGAAAAUGGAGAAGUCUAUUCGAGGAGCUGAAUUGUUGGGAAUGGAUCCUUACCGCCGACUAUAUUAUAGCAGCUGUGGUUAUCUGUUGGUGUCAGAGUUAUGCAAUGACGAAUACUCGUUUUGGUACUACCAUAAAAAUGAUUUACCAACCCUUAUAGAUGCACUAGAGUCAUCCCCAUUUGUACAUGGCACAAUAAUAACUGCUAUUAGUAAGCAUUGGAAUGUCACUCAUGGAGAUGAUGGGUCAAAAACUGAUUUGGAUGCUCGGUCCUUCUCUAUACACUCUCUUUUUCCUAUAAAAGGGCUGCUGCCUCAUAUGCAUCCUACACCUUCAGAAGCGCAUGUCAAGGAUGCUGCUGAAAGAAAGUCGGAAGAAAAAUCCGUUGUCUCUACCUACACUUGUAACAUAGAACCUGAGGUUCAGGAGUGUGUCAAUAUGAUGUUGGAGACUGAUAACCACGGUGCAAAGAUGGAAAAUCGAUUGGCAAGUUCCGAAGGAUCAGCCGAAGUCUCCCAAGCAGCGACUAACACUGAUAACAUUAAGGAAAGUGGGCAGGAUUGUUCAGAAAGAGGCACCGGUAUAUCAUCAUAUAAUUCUGAAAUUCCAUCGAAGUUUGUGAACGCUGGAGAUCAUUAUUUAACAUCUACUAUCUUAGAAAUAGAGCAAAGAAUGAAUCUCAUUUCUGCAAAUCAUGGCCAUGCCCCAUCCAUCAUAAAUCCUUGUGAAAUUAUGCCUCAAGGGCAUUGUGCAGCAACUUAUGUUAACUUUUAUGAAUUUGCUUGGACGGCAUCAUCAGUUGUUGAAGCUUUAAUGCGUAAAUCAUCAGAAAAGACAUCAGAAAAAAUCAUAAGGUCAGAAGAAGAGGUUAUUACUGGGCAGCUGAAGGCUAUAUCAAGUAAAUAUGCUUAUUUAUGCUGGCCGAAUAUUCAAAAUUUAAGUGCAAACAGUAGGAAAGAAAAAUGUGGGUGGUGCUUCACUUGCCAAGGUCCUGAAGAGGAAAGGGACUGCUUAUUCAUUGUGAAUGAAAAUGGUCCUGCUGUUGAAAAUUUUACUAGUGAGGUUUUGGGUAUUCGGUCUAGAAAGAACAUGAAAAGCCAUCUUAUUGAUGUUAUGUGCCAUAUUAUUUGCACUGAAGAUCGUCUUCAAGGGCUUCUGUUGGGCCCAUGGUUAGAUCCUCAAUAUUCUGAGCUUUGGCGUAAAAGUGUUCUUGGAGUGUCUGACAUCGCUUCAUUGAAAAGUUUUCUACUUAAGCUAGAGUCAAACUUGCAUCUUCGAGCACUUUCAGCAGAUUGGCUGAAGUAUGUGGAUUCUGUUCCUACGAUGGGUUCUGCUUCUCAUGUUGUGAGAAAUUCUGUACGAGCAUCUAUGAAACAUGGAAUUGGCAGGAAGAGAGCAAGGUUUUUGGAGCUGGAUACAACUUCAUCUUCAAGUUCUGCAAAUGGGUUGAGCUUAUUUUGGUGGAGAGGUGGGAGAAUUUCACGUCAGCUGUUCAAUUGGAAGGUUUUGCCUCGCUCUUUAGCUUCCAAAUCUGCCCGACAAGGUGGAUGCAAGAAGAUACCAGGCAUCCUUUACCCUGAGAGUGGAGAAUACGCAAAAAGGAGCAAGUGUGUUGCCUGGCGAGCUUCUGUUGAGACAUCAAGAAGCGUGGAACAGCUAGCUCUCCAGGUUAGAGAGCUUGAUGCAAAUAUCAGAUGGGAUGACAUUGGGAACCCGAAAAUUCUAUCAAAGACAGACAAGGAGUCCCAAAAGUCAGCCAAAUUAUUCAAAAAAGUUAUUAUACGUAGGAAGUGCUCUGAGGGAUCGGUGGUUAGGUAUCUUCUUGAUUUUGGCAAGAGAAGAUUUAUCCCUGAUAUUGUUGUGAUACAUGGAUCCAUGCUUGAAGAUUCUUCUAGUGAAAGGAAGAAAUAUUGGCUGGAAGAGUCUCAUGUUCCAUUGCAUCUCCUGAAAAUGUUUGAAGAGAAAAGAAUUGCUCGCAAAUCAAAUAAGACAUGUUCUGGAAAACUUCGUGAGAACAGUGUGGUAACGAAUAAAACCUUCAAGGAAAAGGGAUUUUCAUACCUUUUCUCGAGAGCAGAGAGAUUGGAAAAUUAUCAGUGUGGACACUGUAACAAAGAUGUUCUCGUCAGGGAAGCAGUGAGUUGCCAGUACUGCAAAGGCUUUUUCCAUAAAAGACAUGCAAGGAAGUCUGCUGGGUCGAUUGUCGCUCAGUGUACAUAUACAUGCCAUAAAUGUCUCAAUGGGAAGUCCGUGGAAAUGGAUACUAAGAAGGGGAAGUCCGAGCCACCAAAAAGUAAGAAAUCAUCAAAAUUAUUGAAGCCAUUGGGCUCCAGAAAAGGGAAAAAGUUGGGCAAAGGCAAGCAACGAGUGCAAUCACGAAAGAAUAAAAAGGUUCAACUUGUUGUACCCCUGCGCCGUUCUGCCAGGCAUGCUAAACCUGUCGUAAAGACAUCCUUGCUGGAUACAAAGAUCAAAAGACAGAAGAAAGGGAAACAAGCUAAAUCAAAAAAAGACAAACUGAAGAAGCCAAAAUAUAGUAGUUGGCAGAAGAAGAGAACGCUGGUCAAUUAUAGUUACUGGUUGAAUGGUCUUCGAUUGUCAAGAAGGCUAAACGAUGAAAGGGUGAUGCAUUUUAGAAGUAAAUUGCUUCUUGUCCUUUCUGGAGAGUCGACUUCCAACGCAUGUAUGCCGAAAUGCUGCCUCUGUGGUGAAUUAGAAUUCAAAUCUGAGCUGACUUAUGUUUCUUGUGAGAUUUGUGGAGAUUUGUUUCAUGGAGAUGCUUUUGAUCUCAAAGCUGAUAAAGUUGAAAAGCUCAUCGGAUUUAAGUGCCAUAAGUGUCUUAAUAAGAACCCUCCAGUUUGCCCCCAUGUUUGUGCUACUGAAAGCAGCCAAGCUGCACUUUUUCCAGAAAUUAAUGUGCGGCCUGAAUGCUCUGGGAAAGAAUCUACUGGUGUAUCCCUCUUGGAGGAAACAUUUACUGAUCAGAAAUUUCUGCCAAAUGAAGAAUCUAAUGAGGCGUUCUUGAUUGAUGACAAUCAUGAUAAGCAAUCAUCAGUGCCAAUUCCUGAUUCAAACCAGAUACAGGCAAGUGAUGCAAAAUCGGGACUUUAA
Molecule: messenger RNA, 5307 nt
Organism: Fraxinus pennsylvanica
Lineage: Eukaryota; Viridiplantae; Streptophyta; Magnoliopsida; Lamiales; Oleaceae
Source: the annotation of a GenBank genome assembly